CAGCUCAUCCAAUGUGACAAUUGCGACAUGUGGUAUCACUAUGGGUGCGUUGGUGUAGAAAAGGAUGACCCACGACUGGACUCGGAAGCCGCAUUCAUAUGUCCCUUAUGUUUUGUUCAAAGUAACUCUUCGUUGCAUGAUGCAGUUCCUGUUGCUUAUAAUAGACCUUGCAGUUGCCAGGCGCCAGACCACCAGGAACCGUACAGAGACAUGCGCACGACCUGACUGUCCACAUGUAGCAGAGGCAGAAGAUGGUUUGUACUUUGUCGAACGUCUUGUCGGGCGGGAAUCGGUUGGGCAAGCUGGCUACCGCUGGUUGGCGAAAUGGGAUGGUUACCCGAUGAGUGAAGCGAGCUGGAUUCCAGAGGGCAAUGUCACUGGGCACGCAGACAACUUACUCAAACAAUUCGAGGAGGAUGCACGCCGUGAGGGAUUGGACUUGAGUGAGGAGCUGAUAAUUCUCAGCGAGGCAGCGGCAGCUGGAUGGCCUUGUUAAAUCGACGACCAACCUCCACUGGUCAGGACUGUUGCUCACCUUUGCUGCAGGAAUAUUUCAAACCAUUCGAUUCAGCUACGUCACGCUUUUUUUUCCAUAUCGUACUUGUAAAGGUAUCACGUUCGCCAUGUCUGCUAAUCUGCAGGUUCGCUGGCGUUCUCCCGUAGUUAAUAUUGUACCCAAGUAGCUCAUUAGAAGUAUGGCGACAAGUCAAUUAUGAUGGUUUUUGAUCAUAGGUGGACC
Messenger RNA from Pisolithus orientalis, 739 nucleotides. RefSeq lists its product as uncharacterized. NCBI's taxonomy places the organism in Eukaryota, Fungi, Basidiomycota, Agaricomycetes, Boletales, Pisolithaceae. The coding region runs from base 65 to 496 and encodes 143 amino acids. The record is from RefSeq and is a predicted model, not a curated record. The transcript has 4 exons.